Mytilus californianus (California mussel) is the source of this 2728-nucleotide messenger RNA. RefSeq lists its product as uncharacterized. Lineage: Eukaryota; Metazoa; Mollusca; Bivalvia; Mytilida; Mytilidae. The transcript is spliced from 3 exons. The record is from RefSeq and is a predicted model, not a curated record. The coding region runs from base 601 to 2136 and encodes 511 amino acids.
GCAUAACAUGAAUCAUUGUAGGAGAUAGUCUGUUCUGGUGUAAUGGUUUAAUAUUUCUUAUUUAUUUGGGAUUUAAUCGAUUUUGUUUUUAUCGAGUACUUAUCGCUGUAAACGAAUGAUUGCUCUUGCGUAUAAGAUGAUGAAGUGCAUUUCUCGAAUCAAAUCAAAUAUUUUUUAAAUGUUGCAGUCCAAAAACAACAUGUCAAACUGACAUUUUAGAUUUUCAAACCGGUUUUAAGUGUAACGUUUAAAUUUAGACAGUAGAAAGUGACAAAUUGUAUCAGUUAUUCCUCGGUACAUACUUAUUAACUGAAGUUGUAGAAUGGGUUCCGGAAUACAAAAGGACACUUAAGUCAUAGAGAAUAGACGAGAGAAUCAAACUGAAUGUGACAGAGGAUAGACGAGAGAACCAAAUUGAAUGUGACAGAGGAAAGACGAGAGAACCAAACUGAAUGCGACAGAGGAUAGACGAGAGAACCAAACUGAACGUAUUCCUUUAAAAAGUAAAAAGACGGAGAUUUAAUAUUGUGGAUUUUACUCUAUGGUGAGAUUUAUCAUACAUGUAUAUCAUCUGUGAAUUUUAAAGCAAGAUUUUGACACAUGGAAGGGGUUUAUUUAAAAAGAAAGUGUAAUUAUCUAGGAUGUUGGAAAGAUGACACGGUUGCCGACUAUGUUAUUAGACAAGUUGCAGAUAUGGUAAGACAUGGGAAAGGAACGAAAUGUACGCUCCAUCUAUCAAGCCAAGGUGUAAAAGUGAACACUUCGUCGUUAAUGUCUGGGAAAACAUUGAAGGAUGUCGUGCCAUUUACUGACAUUUAUUUUACAACAGUAAAUCAGUAUAAUCCACAGUGUGUGUUGUUUAUCACAAAAGACCAAAGAAGAAAAUACCGCAUUGUCGCAGUCAGCUGCUUAAGUGGCACAGACGCCAGUCUCUUUGUUUCUUGCUUUAAAGAUUUGCGGAGAACACUAUGCAGUGGAGAUAAUAAUUUAGAACUUACACAAAUCAGCAGUGGAAAUUGGACGCUUCGUUCAAAGCAUCAUUCAACAGAUAAACGUCAGCUUCAUACCAAUGUCUAUAUGCAAGACGUUCAUUCAAAACAAAAUGGUGUGAUAAAAACUAAGCACACAGACAUUAACUCCAACGUAGCAUCUUCAAAUGAGAAAAACCUAACUAAAAUAAACAACAAAUAUGAAUCUGUAAACAGAAAAGAUUGUAACACUGCAGCAAAAAAAGGCGGAUCAACUGAUCAAAACGGAGAAGAAUUUUCCAAUUCUUUCUCAGAAACCGGUCUACGAGAUGAACUCGAUGAUCUAUCACAGGAACUUAAAGAAAUCAAAUUGAUGCUUGAGACUUCUGCAAGCAUUGAUACUGAUGUGUAUUAUGAUAAAGAUGAAAAUGAAGUAGUGCAUACUGACAGAAAAAUAGAGGUAGAAAUAAUGGGUGAACCUAGGACUACAAUAGAGGCCGUUGUAGUAGACGAGGAUUCCACUGACGACGAACAGAACCAAAAUAUAAUCGAAAACCUAAAUGCAACAACACAAUCCCUUAACCUCGAGGAGGGCGAGGUCAAAGUGGUCGUCCCUGAUUACAGGAACUCGGGAACACAAACUACGCUCCCAACAUAUGUUCGCCGAUACGUAUCAAAAGAAAAUCCUGUGAUAAAUGUCGUAGAUGGUGAACAACUUUCUCCCCGAAAUUCAACAACAUCAUACGAUACAUGGAAAGAGGAUGUAGUUUUGCGAGGGAAGAUAGCUCCCCGUGAAAUAUGUACGAGAUCAGCCUAUGUAAGCACAUUCAGUAAUGAUUCUAGUUUGCAAGGCAGUUUACGAGAUCGCAAUUCGCAUGCAAUUUACACGACUACAAGAACACCCCAUACACUCCGAGUUCCCAUGAGGCGGUCCGUCAAUUUGUCGUCAACGAUUGAAAGGCCUAUUGAAAAAGUUUAUCCUAGACCACGGAGCGUCCAUGGUUCAUUAGUAUAUAGACCUAUACUACGUGGACAAAAAGGAACGAUCUAUGCAAUUCCCUCAACAAAUAAAGGAUAUGUAGACAAAAUUCAGAACAAAACUAACGAACACAGAUUUUCUCCAAACAUGUCGCAGACGAAAGAGGAUGUUGUCAUUAUGAAAUCGUGAAUGUUGUGCAGGUCAUAUCAUUCUUAAGUUUAGAAAACAUCAAACAUGCCUGUUACGGUGUGUUUUUUAAAGAACGGGAGAAGUUGUAAAUUUUCAAAAAAAAUCAUAAUUGAUAUAUCUUUAAAUUAAUAAAGAAUUUUUCAUAUAUUGAUGCUUAAUUUGUGUUCUCUAAUGUGAAACACUUCAUUCUUAUAAUAAGAACAGGGAUAUAGUUAUUGAACAAAACUAAGAUUUUCUUAUGAUGUGUCGUAAACACAAUGGGUGUUCUCAGUGACUAUUCAAUGGCCGCGUUACAUAUCAAAUAAAUAGCCUUUGUUGUAUGUUGACACGAUGGCUAAAGAAACAAUCUGCGAUAAACAGUGCUUGACUGAAAGUUUAAAAAAUAAUUUGAUAAGUUAAUCUGGAAAAUCUUGAGUGGAAACUGAUUAGAUUCGCAGUUCAUAGAUUAUCGUCUUUUGUUCAGCGAAUUAACGUAAAUAUCAGAAUGCGGUAUUACAAAUGUAUCCAGUGUACUUUAACAGUUAAAUCUAUAUAUCGUGUAUGUAUUCAUAUAAGCAUAUAUAAAUAUGUAUUUAUAAACAUGUAUUUAUCA